Molecule: messenger RNA, 299 nt
Organism: Owenia fusiformis
Lineage: Eukaryota; Metazoa; Annelida; Polychaeta; Sabellida; Oweniidae
Source: the annotation of a GenBank genome assembly
CUUCGUAGAACCUGGCCGGCCAGGAGACCUGGCACUGAAAAGGACAUCUCAAAACUGGUCACCCUACCACAUGUAUAUUACCUGGGCAAACUCAACAAGUGAGAAUGGUGUAGGCAGAUACAAUGUUUCAUUAAUAAAUGGAACAGGAGCUGUUGGUGAAGUCGAAACAUCUGCGACUCACAAUGGGGUGAAUGUGACUGAUCUGAGGCCAGGGAUAGCAUAUUGUCUAAGUGUUACUGCUGAACUCAGUACUCUCAUAAGUGCUCCAAGCGAGAGCUGUUUCAGCACAGAAGAAAUAC